AUGUUGAUCAGACUGCGAGGGCCGGAUGGCAUGAUUCGCCUGACGGUAGAGCCGACGACUACGUUUGGCGAUCUGGGACAGCAGCUACUUACUCACCUACCUUCGACUGUCGAUCCCAAGACCAUCGUUUUGUCCAACUCGCCCACGGCCCGCGAUGCGAAGAGACUAGGUGAUAUUGUUCAGUUUCAGAUCGGGCAGAUCGGCCUCAAACACGGCGAUUUAAUAUUUCUCACAUACCAACAUGAUGCUGCGAGCGGAACUACUAACGGCGACGUUCCCGAGCCUGUGACCUCUGCUAGACUAAACGGCAAGCCUGUGCUGCCCACGGAGGACUUCCCGAUCGACCCCAAACCCGAGAGAAUCUCGAAGCCAUGGGAAACAGUGAAGCAGUCGGCAGUAGAUGACCGUCUGGAUAAGCUAGAUGGCAAGAUUCCACGAGGACGAGACCGGAUGUGUCGACAUGGACCCAAGGGCAUGUGCGAUUACUGCCAACCCAUGGACCCCUUCGACCCGGGCUAUCUAGCAGACAAGGGAAUCAAGUACCCUUCUUUCCACUCCCAUCUGCGCAAGAUAAACGCUGCGACGAACAAACCCGAAUCCGGAACGUCUUAUAUUCCGCCCCUUGUCGAGCCAUAUUUCCGAGUCAAGCGCGAUUGUCCAUCUGGUCAUCCGGCCUGGCCAGAAGGUAUUUGCACAAAGUGCCAGCCGAGCGCGAUUACGCUCAACCCCCAGACUUUUCGAAUGGUGGACCACGUCGAAUUCUCCAGCCCUUCCAUUAUUGAUGGCUUCAUUGACGCUUGGCGUAAAACGGGUUCCCAACGACUGGGCUACCUCUACGGCCGAUAUACCGAGUACACCGAAGUCCCACUGGGAGUGAAAGCUGUUGUGGAGGCCAUAUAUGAGCCACCACAAGUCGAUGAGGUUGACGGCAUCAGCAUGAACGCAUGGGGAAACCAAAAGGAUAUUGACCAUAUUGCCAAGCUCUGUGGGCUUGAGCCUGUAGGUGUCAUCUGGACAGACUUACUCGACUCAGGGUUAGGCGACGGAUCUGUCGUCUGCAAGCGCCAUCUCGAAUCGUAUUACUUAUCGUCUCUCGAGAUAUGCUUUUCGUCAAGAUUACAAGCCCAGUACCCUAACCCUUCAAAAUGGAGUGACUCGGGCCAGUUCGGUUCCAAGUUUGUUACAUGCGUGAUCACAGGCGAUGAAGAUGGGAACAUUGCCGUCUCAGCAUACCAAAUGUCCAACGAGUCGGUCGAGAUGGUGCGAGCUGACAUUGUGGAGCCGUCAGCAGACCCCAACUCUAUGCUCGUUCGCGAAGAAGAGGAAGAUGAUGGUUCCGUCAGUCGGACGAGGUACAUACCCGAAGUCUUCUAUCGCAAGGUGAACGAGUACGGAGCCAAGGUGCAGGAGAACGCAAAGCCGGCGUUUCCUGUCGAAUAUCUCUUUGUGACUCUAACACACGGCUUUCCUGCCGAUCCUAAGCCCACAUUCACGCAGACAGGGUUUCCCAUUGAGAACCGCGAGUACAUUGGCGAGAGUCAAGAGCACUCUGCUCUGGCGAAAGCUUUGAAUCUGCGAAAAGGCCAAAAGCCUAGUGACAACGGCCAAGAAGUAUCAAACUUUCACAUUCUUUGCUUCAUCCACCAGCUUGGAGUUCUUUCAAAGGAUGAGGAGGCCCUUCUCUGCCGCGUUGCGACCCAGCAUGACCUCGCCGACUCGUUCCAGCUCCGCUCUACAGGAGGCUGGCAGACACUACAAGUCAUCCUGAACUCGACUGGCUGAACGAACGUCGUGCCGCAACCCCGAGCAAUUCUUCGCCACCACCACCGCCGCCGUCUUGAACUUUCCACUGUGGAUUGAAAAGAGCAUAUUCAACGUUUGUUGCUUUUUUUUAUGGGGGUUCUGAGGGACAGGGUUUAUACUUUUAUCGUAUCUUUGGGUGGAAUGGAUUUUGAACAAAGUCCACAGCUAUCGAGUACUGAACUAGAAUGGUUCGCUAAUGGCAUCGGGUCGGCGGUAUUAUUGCUUAGGGACACAGCGCGGAUAUAGACUAGGAACAAAAUAAAGCUAAUGCACAUUUCGG
Trichoderma virens Gv29-8 is the source of this 2083-nucleotide messenger RNA. RefSeq lists its product as uncharacterized. The transcript has 5 exons. NCBI's taxonomy places the organism in Eukaryota, Fungi, Ascomycota, Sordariomycetes, Hypocreales, Hypocreaceae. Gene Ontology annotation, molecular function: ubiquitin protein ligase binding; ubiquitin binding. The record is from RefSeq and is a predicted model, not a curated record. Gene Ontology annotation, cellular component: nucleus. The coding region runs from base 1 to 1782 and encodes 593 amino acids. Gene Ontology annotation, biological process: ubiquitin-dependent protein catabolic process.